Molecule: messenger RNA, 1453 nt
Organism: Cyclospora cayetanensis
Lineage: Eukaryota; Apicomplexa; Conoidasida; Eucoccidiorida; Eimeriidae
Product: coatomer subunit beta-like
Exons: 9
Biological process (GO): endoplasmic reticulum to Golgi vesicle-mediated transport; intracellular protein transport; intra-Golgi vesicle-mediated transport
Cellular component (GO): cytoplasm; COPI vesicle coat
Molecular function (GO): structural molecule activity
Source: RefSeq, a predicted model, not a curated record
GCCAGAAGGCACUAGCACCCUCCGAGAGGCAAUUGUGGGAGGGGAUGCGUUACUGGCAGCCGUAGUCUCCAUCUGCCUCACAAAGCUGUUGCUGCUGUCUUCUCCCGAGUAUUUCGCAAGACGCAGGCAGCAGAGACUGGCAGCAGCAGCAGUGACACCUGCAGGCUCAGGAAAUAGAGGAGGAGAGGGCAAGGAAAAUCUUUGCGUUUCAGAAGACUGUCUAAGGAUACCUCCGUGCGGAGUUUUGCAGCAACGCAGCUGCGUUCGCUCGGUGUCUGGACAGACGAGCGACGCAGCCAUACGGUGCAAUCAAGCUCUCAGGACGAUUCUCUGCCUGAUCCGAAUAGCGUCGGUAGACUCAAGCAUACCGUUUCGGCUGCUGCUGCCCGUGACUUCUGGGGAGACUGCGCAAGAACGCCGAGCUUUUGAUGAAGAGGCCUUUUAUGAGGCAUCGGAGGAUGAAGAUGACUGGCAAGAGCAGCAGCAGCCUCAGGCUGAGCAGCAGCAGUCUCAGCAGCAGUCUCAGCAGCAGCUGUACGACUUACAGCCCGAUGUCGCUGUGGCUGUAGGAGAGAAAAGCCCUCUUAGCGAGGCUUCCCUUUUCCAUCAAAGACUUCGCUCCGUGCAGCAACUCACAGGACUUGCGGACGAAGUGUAUGUUGAGGCUUUCCUGCGUCUAAAUCAAUUCGAUUUGUUGCUGGAGCUGCUGGUCGUCAACAGGACCAAUGAGACACUGUACAACGUAAAUGUCGAACUUGCUGCUCAAGGAGAUGUUCGACUGGUAGACAGGCCGGCUGCUUUGACGCUGCCACCUUUCGCGUCUGUUUGUUGUUUUUCUUCUUUAAAACUGAAGAGCGCUGAGGGCGCUGUGUUGUUUGGGGUGGUGUCUCUGGAGAGGAAAGGGAGUCAACACAGCGGGAGACAGUAUAUUUUGCUUGCUGAGCUGUCGCUGGACUGCUUGCCGUUCGUGCAUCCCACGUGGAUCGAGCCGAGCGAGUUUAGAAGAAGGUGGCAAGAGUUCGAAUGGGAAAACAAGCUGCAGGUGUUGACGCCCCCCACGUCAGUGCUGGCGUUCCUGGAGGCUCUGCUGAAGGAGACAAAGAUGACUGUCGUUGGAUCCAAGCCGCCUUCUAGGCAGCCGCACAAGCUGACAGCAGCAGCGGCUGCAGCUGCUGCGGGGGAUGCAACUCUCGAGGAAUUUGAGAUGACACAGCAGUCGUUGCAGCAGAUGAAAGAUCUCCAAAAGCUCGCAAAGGCAUGCUCUGUCUUUUCUGUGAACUUGUAUUCUCGCUCUGUGUUUGGAGAAGACGCGCUGGCGAAUUUGAGUCUGGAAAAGCUGCGAGACGGCAGACUGAGCGGCUCUGUUCGAGUGAGAAGUCGCACGCAGGGUAUAGCGUUGAGCGUUGGUGACAAGAUUACGUCUCUUCAGCGUCGUGCAGCGGCAGAAUGCUGA